AUGAGCGACGAGCAAAGCAAAGCAACCACGGUCGAAUCGUUACGAAAAGCACUUGCUGAUCUUGGCCUGGAUACCCGUGGACAUAAGCCAGAACUUAAGAAGCGACUAAGGAAAGCAAAAAAGAAACUCAAUGCAACAUCAGAGUCAAGCACCACAACCACAACCACAGCGUCAGAUCAGCCCAAUCCAGCCAUUACUAAAAAGCAACAGCCACUCGAUUACUACUUGUUCUUUGAUGUGGAAGCGACAUGCGAAGAGAAUGGCGGCUUUGAAUACCCAAACGAGAUCAUCGAGUUUCCUAUUGUACUUGUUGACGGCAAGAGCUUUGAAAAGGUCGACGAAUUCAGGUCGUAUGUCAAACCAUCCAUCAACCCAGUGCUAUCGGCAUUUUGUAAACAGCUUACAGGCAUUUCUCAGGAAACAGUGGAUGACAGCCCUGAUUUUAUCCAAGUAUUGAACGACUUUCAGGAAUUCAUGGCCAAGUACUCUGUUUUCCAAGAUAAAACGGCUGCAUUUGUAACAGAUGGCCCAUUUGACAUUCGAGACUUUGUCACCAAGCAAUGCAAGCACAGCAACAUCAAAUUACCUUCGUACUUUGAGAUGCCAUGGGUCAACAUCCGCAAGUUGUUCAAGGAUUUCUACAAGCAAAAGGAAGCCAAGAAUAUCGCUCGCAUGUUGGAGACGUUGGAUAUGACAUUUGAUGGACGUGAACAUUCCGGACUCGAUGACGCUCGCAAUUUGCAUCGGAUAGCACAACACAUGGUCGCUGACGGCUGCAUAUUCAAGACCAACAUGUUUUGGGGCCCCAAGAUGAGAGCUCAACAACGCAGGGCUCGAAAAUCGUAG
This is a messenger RNA of Lichtheimia ornata, 846 nucleotides long. RefSeq lists its product as uncharacterized. The transcript is spliced from 4 exons. Gene Ontology annotation, molecular function: 3'-5'-RNA exonuclease activity; nucleic acid binding. Bases 1 to 846 code for a protein of 281 amino acids. Lineage: Eukaryota; Fungi; Mucoromycota; Mucoromycetes; Mucorales; Lichtheimiaceae. Gene Ontology annotation, biological process: exonucleolytic trimming to generate mature 3'-end of 5.8S rRNA from tricistronic rRNA transcript (SSU-rRNA, 5.8S rRNA, LSU-rRNA). The record is from RefSeq and is a predicted model, not a curated record.